AUGGCCGGAAACAAACAGGCCUUCCUUUUCGUGAACAAGGAUUGGCAGAGCCCCUCGUUGACCAAGACCUCCGCCAAGGAGCAGACCAAUAUCAACAGUCACGUCCAACGAGGCAGGCGUCAUCAUCGCAAUCCUGCUUCUUCACGACGCAAAGAAGCUUCGAAAGACCAGACUGCACCUUCACUGAAGCAGUCCGAAAGCUCUGGUUCUUCUGAGUCUCCUCCUGAGUCAUCCUCAUCAGCGCUAGCAGUCCGUACUUCGCCUCGGCUCAGGUUCACUUCCAUCAAACGCGAAGAAAGCACCGGCCAAGAUGACGAGUCUGGUGCGUUGCGUAUACGAACUGCGCAACAGACCUCAGAUGAUCUCGUCAACAUCGCCAGUCCGUUCAAUGACAUCGAUCGAGGCCAUCGUACUACUGGAGGACUCCUAACGCCGGAUCUGUCGCCUGCAGAUAUUGCACAGUUUACGACCUCAUUAGAUCCGUUCGACAACUCGUCUAUACAUCUGGAUGCCAAGACGCAUUCGCUGAUCAACUACUACAAGGAUGUCUACCAUCCUGCCGUUUGGCACGUCGAAACUCGUGCUUCGUCCAAGGGCGAGUAUGCCUUCCAGACGACUUCGGCCGAUGUGAUCCGGAGUGCUCUGUCAAGCGACGUCGACAUGUUCGCCCUGCUAGCAUGCAUGGCUUCGCGGCUCGAAUACGUCGAUAAGGUUCCAGGAUAUUCUACUGACGAGUAUCUUGGCAAAGCGCUGUCAGCCACCAGGAAGUUUAUCGCAAAACGAGCCAGCCUGGGACCCAAGUCGCACGAAGAAAUCUUGAUGGUCAUCUUUCACUUGUAUGCAGCCGAGGGAUAUCGAAACAACGUCGCUGCGGCCAAGAUCCACAUGAAAGGUGCCAAAACUAUCGUUACCGCAAUCGGCGGGUUGAACAAGCUGAGAGACCCUCAGAUGCAGGAGCUGCUCAUCAUUGGUGACGGACUGCUAUCGGCAAUGACAUUGCAGCCCUGCGAGCUGCCAUCCGCGGAGUCAGAUCAUCCGCCAGCUCUACAAAACUUGCUGGACCAAGUCGCAGAGCUCAAUUGGGUGUUGAUGCAUGCUAAAAAUGGCAAUCCCGAUGCGAGCAAACAUGCAAUGCGCUGGAUACAGAUGCGGAGCAUGGCGAUCAGACAUGGGUUGCUGCAAUUCAACAUCAGCGAUCCUCGUCUGGAUAGCUUUAGAGGCAGUGUGGUGCUUUGGAUAGUCACCACUACUACACUGCUUGGCCUGAAGAGGUUGGCGCUUGUGAUCGCUCCACAAAUUCGUGCCAAACUUCAGGCAGCGGAACAGCAGAGUUUGAGGUACAGCCAUCGCGACAUCAAUGCGUGGAUACUGUCAUUGGGUGCGAUGAGUGCGAUGCCGGGCUCUCCUGAUACCGCAUGGUUCGUGAGUCGUCUGGCUAACCUUCUGGAUGCAAGGCGCAUCGUGGCACAUGCGGCCGUCCGGGGUGAUGGCGAAUCAACUCUGCUGAAAAUGCUUCGAGAUCUCCAGACGGCGUUCUUCUUCCAUGAGGCAGUGCACGGGGGGUAUCUGGUAGCUCUGGCGAAGAAUCUCAUGCGCGAGGCGACUACGUGA
Messenger RNA from Cyphellophora attinorum, 1611 nucleotides. RefSeq lists its product as uncharacterized. NCBI's taxonomy places the organism in Eukaryota, Fungi, Ascomycota, Eurotiomycetes, Chaetothyriales, Cyphellophoraceae. Bases 1 to 1611 code for a protein of 536 amino acids. The record is from RefSeq and is a predicted model, not a curated record. The transcript is spliced from 2 exons.